CUUUCAUUUUCUUUCGUUUACGCAUUCAGUGAUCCUAUAGCUAAGUUUGACAUAGCGAUUUGGGUAACUUGCACUCUGUCCGCUCUCCGACCGGUGCUUGUUCAAGUAAUGUCUUCUUCUAGUUCUCAAUCAUACGGGUCAAGCUUUAAUUGGAAUUGGCCUUGUCCAGAGAGCGUGAACUGCAACCAUGAUCUUGAGGCCGAGCUAGUGAUAUCUAGGACUACUGCGAAUCCUGGUCGGCGUUACUAUCGUUGUCCAAUAUGCAAGGAAGAUGAUUGCAGAUUCUUUCGCUGGGUUGAUGUGGGUCUUUCCCCAAGUCAAGACACUUACUUUCAAAAAAUCAAGCUCGAACGCGAUAACUUUGAAGAACAACUCCGAUGCAACAAAAUUAUGGAGGGUGUUCUUGAAGAAAAAUUGCGUUUGAAAACUGAUGAGUUUGAAGAGGUGAAGUUAAAAUUGAGCUUGAAAUCUGAGGAAUGCGUAAGGCUUAAGUUACAAAUUGAUAAAGCAACCAAAGUGUCCCGAAAUUUGAAGAUUAUGGGUCAGUGGCCUGUGACGAACUAUGACGAACUUCAGUACGAGCAUCUACUCGGGGAUCAUUGGUGCAAGUUCUCCUGUUAUGACCCUCUGUUCCGCACCGACGACAUCUCAGGGAUACCAUUCAGCUGCCAUAACCUGCGUGAGCAUGUAAAUUCACGCAUGUUGACUACAUACUGGCCAAACGGUCCUGACACUUGGUACAAAUCCUCUCCGUUCCAUGUUGAUCUCCAAGAAGAAGCCCUCGUGUAG
This is a messenger RNA of Salvia hispanica, 789 nucleotides long. The record is from RefSeq and is a predicted model, not a curated record. Lineage: Eukaryota; Viridiplantae; Streptophyta; Magnoliopsida; Lamiales; Lamiaceae.